This is a messenger RNA of Ochotona curzoniae (black-lipped pika), 1386 nucleotides long. RefSeq names its product fibroblast growth factor 9 (gene FGF9). The record is from RefSeq and is a predicted model, not a curated record. The coding region runs from base 150 to 776 and encodes 208 amino acids. Gene Ontology annotation, biological process: animal organ morphogenesis; positive regulation of protein phosphorylation; fibroblast growth factor receptor signaling pathway. Gene Ontology annotation, cellular component: cytoplasm. Gene Ontology annotation, molecular function: growth factor activity; fibroblast growth factor receptor binding. NCBI's taxonomy places the organism in Eukaryota, Metazoa, Chordata, Mammalia, Lagomorpha, Ochotonidae. The transcript has 3 exons.
GGAUUGAAGAAAAGACCUUCUUCUUUUUUUUUUCCUCCUCUCCGCAACUGCAGUAAGGGAGGGGAGUUGGAUAUACCUCGCCUAAUAUCUCCUGGGUUUGCAAUCAUCAUUAUUGUUUAUUCUUGUGCUCCGAAAGCCGAGUCUUCUUGAUGGCUCCCUUAGGUGAAGUUGGGAACUAUUUCGGUGUGCAGGAUGCAGUACCGUUUGGGAACGUGCCCGUGUUGCCGGUGGACAGCCCGGUUUUGCUAAGUGACCACCUGGGGCAGUCGGAAGCAGGGGGGCUGCCCAGGGGACCCGCAGUCACCGACUUGGAUCAUUUAAAGGGGAUUCUCAGGCGGAGGCAGCUCUACUGCAGGACUGGAUUCCACUUAGAGAUCUUCCCCAAUGGUACUAUCCAGGGAACACGGAAAGACCACAGCCGCUUCGGCAUCCUGGAAUUCAUCAGUAUAGCAGUGGGCCUGGUCAGCAUUCGAGGCGUGGACAGCGGACUCUACCUCGGGAUGAACGAGAAGGGGGAGCUGUAUGGAUCAGAAAAACUAACCCAAGAGUGCGUAUUCAGAGAACAGUUUGAAGAAAACUGGUAUAACACGUACUCAUCGAACCUGUACAAACACGUGGACACUGGCAGGCGAUACUAUGUCGCCUUAAAUAAAGACGGGAGCCCACGAGAAGGGACCAGGACUAAACGGCACCAGAAAUUCACACAUUUUUUACCUAGGCCAGUGGACCCUGACAAAGUACCUGAACUCUAUAAGGAUAUUCUAAACCAAAGUUGACAAAGACAAUUUCUUCACUUGAGUCCUUAAAAAAAAAAAAAAGUAACCACUAUAAAGGUUUCACAUGGUUGGGUGUCGUCACCUCAGCUCCACGGUUGCCAAACUUUGUCGCAUGCAUGAUGUCUGAUGGAGGCUUAGAUGGAAACAUGCUGAUUUUGUUCUGCACUUAACAGUUCCUCCUCCUGGAGGGCUGCUGGGGGUGGGGGUCCCUGGCUCGAUGUGUUGUGAAAGAAGGGCCCGGGGGUGGGGGGGACUGAGCGAGAGGGGUGUGAGUGAAUGCGUGAGUGAGUGGGUGCGGAGCAGGGGGGGAGACCAGAGAGAUCAACGGCCUGAUGCAUGCUGGGAAAUAGAUAUGCUUUUACAUUUUUGAUCAGUUGUAUUUCAUCUUGUAUCAGCUGCCAUACUUCGACUCAUCAGGAUUUUUGGCUGGUGGCCUGCGCAAGGGUCCGUUGCAUUUUCAAAUGCAUGGAGGGUACAGUCUUUCCAUAAAAGACUUUUUCAGUUAAUUCUUGCUGGUGUCAUCUCAGUGGACUGAAAGCAAAGACCUCUUAGUUUAAAAAAAAAAAAAGAUAAAGAAAAAGAAAAAAAAAGAAAAAGGAAAAAAAAAAAG